Molecule: messenger RNA, 2679 nt
Organism: Neoarthrinium moseri
Lineage: Eukaryota; Fungi; Ascomycota; Sordariomycetes; Amphisphaeriales; Apiosporaceae
Exons: 6
Coding region: 1-2679 (892 amino acids)
Biological process (GO): DNA-templated transcription; regulation of DNA-templated transcription
Molecular function (GO): DNA-binding transcription factor activity, RNA polymerase II-specific; DNA binding; zinc ion binding
Source: RefSeq, a predicted model, not a curated record
AUGGAUCACCUGAGGGUCGAUCCGGGGGGCUUCCAGAUUCCUGGAAUGCACCCGCCGCCCAUGACCAACCAGCCGCCCCAGAUCUUUGGGCAAUACCUUCACGAUGGCAUGUCCGUGCUGCCGCCGGAGCUGUCCAUGGCGUUCGACCCCACGGCGCUGAUGGGUGACGACCAGGAGGCAAAGAGGAGGAGAAUAGCCCGGGCUUGCGACAUGUGCCGGAAAAAGAAGAUCAAGUGCGACGGCAAAUUGCCCGCGUGUACGCAUUGCAUCAACUACAAGACGGAUUGUGUUUUCACUCAGGUCGAGAAGAAGCGAAGUCCACCGAAAGGCGCCAAAUACAUCGAAGGCCUAGAGAACCGCUUGGGCCGCAUGGAGAGCCUGCUCAGACUUGCUGGACUUCUCGGAGAGGACGAUGAGGAUACCGACCUCGGCACUCUCGAGAAGCGCCUGGCAGAGAAACGUCAGCAGUCAAGACAGCCAUCGCAGCCUGCCUCCAACCCAACCUCGCCCUCCCAAGCUACUUCGGGCCAAGAUGGAUCGGGCUCGACACCUCAGAGCGCGCUUACCUCCCCCGAGCCAGCCAAAGAUGAGAAGACGAGGCACUCGUCCGUACCACCCGAGAAGAGCGAAGAGGAGGUUGAGGCUCUCUCAGAAAUGAUGUGCUCGCUGGUCACAAACCAAUCCGGAGAGACCAGAUACUUUGGCUCUUCAUCGGGUUUCUCUAUUUUCUCCCCGAAGGGUAUUUCAUGGGUCAACGAGAAAACAGGAGACAAUGCAUUCCAGAGCAUGAUCUCGGAGGUUUCUAUUGACGACCACAGGUGGACUCGCUGGCGGCCCGAGAUCUUCGCUGAUGUCUUCCGCCGUCCGGUUUACAUCCCCUUACCGCCAAAACCCGAGGCCAUGUCACUGCUCAAGGACUACUUUGAGAACUUCAACUGCAUGUUCCCAUUAUUCCACCAACCCACCUUCAUGCACCUGGUAGAGAAACAAUACUCGAAUGAGCCCUACGAAGGUUCGGGCUGGUGGGCGAGCUUGAAUGUUGCUUUGGCAACAGCUCACCGUCUGAGGGUUAUGAGCAAACUCGUCCCCGAGGAAGAGGAUGACAAGGCUUGGGCAUACAUGAAGAACGCCAUGGGGGUUUUCACCGAAUUAACAAUGCGCAACACGGAUCUUCUCAGUGUCCAGGCCUUGCUGGGCAUGGCAAUGUUCAUGCAAGGGACGCCAAACCCACAGCCUUCGUUCCUUCUGGUCGCCGCAGCUAUCCGGCUGAUGCAUAGCAUUGGGUUGCACAAGCGUGGCAGUGGAUUCAACCUGAAUCCCAUCGAGAUUGAGCAGAGGAAACGAGUCUUCUGGAUUGCGUAUACUCUGGACAAGGAUCUGUGUUUGCGCUCAGGCAGGCCACCUGCCCAGGACGAUGACGACAUGAAUGUUGAGCUUCCGGAUGCGGAUCCGGCAGACAACAUUGGCAAUAUCCCUCUCGCGGAUGGAAAGGGCAAGAUGAACUUGUUCCGGGUCAUGUGCGAGCUGACGACUAUUGAGAGCCGUGUUUACAAGCGACUGUACUCGACGAAGGCCGCAAAACUCUCCGAGGGUGAGCUUCUGCAAACAAUCGGAGAGCUGGACAAGGAACUUGAAGACUGGAAGGACAACAUCCCAAUUGACUUCCGGCCAGAGCAUGAGAUCAAAGCCUCGCAUACACCGCUGAUUCUGCAUGUGGUUAUGUUGCAUUUCGCAUACUACAACUGCCUGACGACGAUUCACCGGAUGUCUGUCCACAGGGGUUACUGGACGAGUCGUCUGUCCAACUUUGCCAUUCAAGGUUUAAAUGCAAAGCCGUUAAAUCCGAGAGUCUUUGCUUCUGCCGCACUGUGUGCUUCCGCGGCACGUGCGACCAUCUCCUUGCUGAAGUACAUUCCACAAGGUGAUAACCAGUGUGUCUGGCUUAUCCUUUACUUCCCUGUCAGCGCUCUGAUGAGUCUGUUUGGGAAUAUCCUGCAAAACCCGUUAGACCCGAGAGCGAGAUCGGAUACGAAGUUGAUGAACAUCGUGGUGACAUUCCUGUCAACGCUUGGCCAGGAGGCUGAGACAGGCGGUGUCCACAGAAUGCUGGGAGUGUGCGCAGAAUUUGAGCGCAUUGCGAAAGUAGUGAUUGACAAGACUGAGAAGGAAGGAUCCAAACGCAAGAGGAGGACGCAAGACCCGCCCAGGCCUAUCAACCCGCCGAAUGCAAGCUCGCAGCAGAACGCGACACCCCGGCCGACAUCUUCUCAAGCAACACCAACUCCGCACUUCAACCAGCAUUCCAUGGCACAGCAACAGGGUUCCCCUGGCAUGAAUGGACAAUCGGGCUCGAACUACCAUAGCCCCAUGAACACCGGGAGCUCUGGCAAUGGCCAGGCACCCCGGGACGGGCAGAACGCCUGGCCACAGGAUUAUCCCAGCACGGGACCGAUCUACGAUACGCCUGACUUCAACAACUUCCAUGAUCUGACAGGCUUCGGACAGCCGAUAGCUUCACCUCCGAUGCAGAAUGCGAAUGUGCCGGGUGGCUUCCAGCAGCCGUUGUUACCGCAGGAUUUGUGGCAGCUGCCUAUGACCUUGGACUGGGACUGGGCAGAGAUUAGUGGCGGUGCCUACCCCGGAUUCGAGAAUGGUAGCACGAUGCCCAAUGGCGGUUGA